GCUAAAGGUUAAAAAAAAAAAAAAAAAAAAGGAAACACUCUUUAAAGGAAAAAAUCAGGAAACAAUCUUUGACAACAAUGGCCUGUUUCUGAUAUUUAUAAAAUUUAUUCAAUGAGUCAAAUGAUAAUUGAAAACUAAAGUUUCUCUCUGCAAACACUCACACAUUAAAAUGGAAAGUGAUGAAGAAGAGGAUUCAAACUCAUUGCUUUCUCUUUCCCUCCUCCAGACUGAUAAUGGAUCUGCAAUGACCCUCUCAACAAAUCAAACAAAUACAUGGUCCUCCUCAGCUGAUGGGGCUGUGAGUGAUAUGGUGAAUCAAUUCUCACCAGUCUCCCCAGCUGAUAGUUACCAUGGCCAAGUACUAGCUGCCAGCAAUGAUGAUGGCUUCAAUAGGUUUUACAACUUUAGGUCAUCUGAAAAUCACCAGCAUGUGAACAAGAGUAGUUCAUUCAUACGCACUGACUCCAGUGCUAUUUCUGUUGACAGCAGCUUCCAAUCAUUGACAAGGAUUAACACAGGGGAUUUCAGUCAUUCUGGCAGUGGAGCAGGCCAUGGAAGUGGGUUCUUUGACCAAACAUUAGAUGCCAGGGGCAGUGAGGAGUAUAUCAAUAAAGAUCCUGAAAGUUCCUUUCGAAGUAACCAGUAUGAACAUAUUCCACAGACUCGGUUGGAUAGCACUACAAAAGCAAACCAAACCAACUUGAACCAUAAUGAAGGAUACAGCAAUAUUAUGAACAUCUCCGUAGUAUCUGAAAGUGAUGGGAAAAUGGAUAUAUUUGAGUCUAGAACCAGACAAAAUAAUUUCAUUAAAGACAUUGACAAUUUCUAUGAACAAUCCUUGAAUAAAUCAUCAAUGAAAUCUGGGCCGAAUAAUGACAUUUUACUGGACCGAAAGCAUGUGGAGUUGUCUAAUUUUGAUGUUUUUGAUGAUUUUCCUUCAAGUAAUCGAGACUUUACUCAGUCCUCAUCUAAAUUAGAUGCAUCUUUAGUUACACGAAUAAAUCAGCAGGGUUCGUUUCACCAUCAGCAAGGAGGUUUUGACAUGUGCCAAACUUCAUCAGUUCCCAAGCAUUCGGCAUUAAUUUCUUUUCUAAAUAGUGGCUCCCAACUCAUUAACUCAUCAACCAGCAUAGAAUCAACCUCCAAAAGAAUCCCUCCUAUCCCAUGCUCAGGAUUCAAUGGUUUCAAUAUAAAUGAAUAUGUUAGGUCAGGGUCGUCAUCGCAAAAAAAACCCAGCUUUAUUCAAAACAAUGAAAUCCCUUCAGAUUUUCAACCAGUUUUUCACAGUGAUUUUACUGGCCAACAAAAAUUAUCUCCAGAACCUCAUGUGAACUUUGAUCAUUCAAACCUAGCAGAUGAUCAAACAAUCUCCAGGCAACAAAGCAAGUCUCUGCAGGAACCUAAAGACUAUGUCAACAAAUGGAGCGGUCGUCCAAGAGCCCAUCGUAAAAUGGCAAGACUUUUAGGUAGUGAUGUAAAGGAACAGUUUAAUAUUCAAGAAACUUCCAAAUCUUCUAAUGGAUCAGUCUCCCACAGUAAAAACUCCUAUCAGCCAGUUCUUCAGAAUGACUUUGCCAGCAAUGGACGCAACUUUUUGACCAUGGAUGAAGAACUGGAUAUUCGAGCAAGUCAGCAACAAGAGAGACAGUUUCUAAGGAAAGGUGAAACAUUAACCCGCCAUCAAGUUUCACAAAGAGAACUGGGUUUCAUGCAGUCUGCAGCAUUUUCAUUAGAUGCAACUAGUAUGUCAUCUUCAUCGACUAAAGACUCUAUGAAUAACAUACUGGCUAAUCAGCAGUUUCUGAUUCAAUCUCAACUUGAUCUAGACUUUCAUUCUUCACUUUCACAGAGAGAUAUUGAUCUGAGCCCACAUUUUGGAUUGCAAACAGUAUCAAAGGAGUUUGAAGCAGAUCAAUCCAAUGUCAGUGCUGGGCAAGACUUAAUCACUUUUGCACAGUCUCAUUUGCAGCACAUCAAUCAACAAGAUUUGUCUCUUACAGACAAUUUGGGCCUUGGGUCACACCAUUCUCAAGAGCUCAACUUGGAUGCUUACUUUGCUACACCUAGUGAAAAGGAAGUGACCUUUGGAAGGAAGAGUGCCUCUGACGUUCAGAGAGACAACGGUGACACAGCCGACUUCAAUAUAGAAGAGUUCAUGAACCACAAGGACAUUGGUCAGGUUUAUUUUGAUAGAUCAGACCUACCCCAGGACAUGACUCUCUAUCAGAAGACUGAAAAACAAGUGUCUUCUGAAAUUCCCAUGGUAACCAAAGAUAAACUAAGGGCUCAUCACUCCGUUAUGGAUAAACAGAGUGACAUUUCUGAAUUGCAAAAAGAACUGACAAAAACCUCAGCUAAAGAGAGCAUGAAAAGGGUGAGAACUCCUAGGGAUAUAAACAGGGCUUUGGAAAUACUUCAAGGGCUUCAGGAGCAUGAACAAGAAGAAGAGAGACGCAAGGCAGUUCAACUGCGCCAGCAGCAGUAUCGAAGUUCUGCAAUUGGUGCCAGUCCAAAAAAGACAUUUCACAACAAGCAUUUAGUUGAGCAGAUGGGCAUUUCCAUUCAGCCUUUUCUUGGGCAGUCAUCCCACUUUAUUGAGGACCAGUCUGUUAACAAUCUGUUGGACCAAUCACAACUCAUCAUUAAUGAUGCUCAUCAAGAUGGAAAUGUGUUGCUAACCCAAUACCAGCAGAAGAGUUUCAUCCCUGUUCACCAGCCAAACAUUGUAAAUGCACAGAAUAAAAAAGAUUCUCAAAAUUCCCACCAAAAUGUCAGUGACUUAACAUACCAUGCAGUGAAAACAUUUCCAAACUCAAUGAAAGACAUGGGCUCUAGUCAAAGCACUAGUGUGUUUAUCAAUCAGCAUUCCAACCUUGCUUCCAUGUUGACUGCAAACAGCACAGUCAUCUCAGAAUUGCCAAACCAAGAGCCCAGAUCAGUUCACUUUCAAGGCCAGCAGACAGAGCUAGACUCCCUGGCUGGAAAGAUCCAGUCUCAGCCUGGAAACUUAGGAGCUGAGCCAACAGCUAAGAGGCGAAAUGAGUCUGUCUUAAAUGAGAACAGAGACAAGAAGAUCAGGGUUGCAGAUGCUAACACACAAAUCUCGGAAGACUUCUACGCGUCUGCUAGUUCAAGGCAGCAGGAAGAUCUUCUGAUGUCAUCUCGCAAGAGUCUGUAUGCCAUGAUGACUAGGGAGGAAUUUUGUGAUGCAGUUCUUUCGACACCUAAGCAAACUGUCAAGAUUCAUCAAGCUGUCCUGUGUUCCAUGAGCCAGUAUCUCUCCACUCUCCUCUUGAACAUGAAGCCCAAUCCUUCCACAGUGGCUGCAAGCUCAGAGCCCAUCUCCCCGUCAACUUUCUACUUCUCCAACUCAGUCUCCAAUCAAGGGGUCCUACUUCUGGUCAACUGCGAGACCAUCAAGCCCAGCUCUAUUUCUGCCUUCCUAGUUUUCAUCUACCUGGGCAAAACGGAAUUCAGCGAGAGCAACAUCCUUGAUCUCUACAUUCUGGCUUGCAGUCUGAAGGUAACGUCUCUGGAAGACCUCUGCAAAAAGUUUAUGUGGUCGACGCAGAUGCCGGACGAUCACAUCAAAGUGCCGCAGCUUUUGGUGUUUAGCCACAAAUCAGAAACCAGGGACCAGUCCAGCAUGGCAGAGCUGGGGGCUCCAAAAGUCUUUGAAGAUAAAAGCAUUAACACAGCUUCAAAUGUAAAAUACAUGGAGGUCUCUACUCAGACGGACAGAUCAACUACUGAGUCAGGUGGAGGAGGUCAGGAGGAGUGGGUCAUGCUGAAGAAAACAAAACAAAAAACAGUGUCACCAUCGAAAGGUCCUCUCUUGAACAAAAGCAAUCAGAGCUGUGAAAACAUAGUUAAUUGUAAAGUUGGCAAAAAAGGAUGGCUUUCUCCCAAAAAACACAAACUAGAAAGUCCUUCAGAAGUGGGACACACAUCAAAGGAUAACUUCUUAAAAAUCGGCAACAUUGAGGUCUCUAAAGUAAAUGAUGCUGUUCAAAGACUAGAAGAGAGAAAUGCUUCUAAUCAACAAACAUUUUUUCAGUUGGUUGACACAGAACAAAGUGUUGACACCAACACUGAUGCUCCAGAGAAACCAUUUGGCAUUAAUUUUCCUCUGGAAUGUCAGAACAAGUUACCAGCAGGAAGCCCUUUGUCUCACAGUGGUCCCUCACUCCAUAAACGAACCACGGUGGAAAUAGCAGCUGCUGCUGCAGCGGCUAAGCUGUCUGCUCACUCCUAUGGGACCAGACUUGCGAGAGGUAAUGGAAGACCCCCAUCAUACGCUACUCUGGUGUCUGUUCAAGAAAAAAAGAAAGCUAUGAGCCAGAAAGAGAAAGCAAUCCCCGCAGUUUCCAAGAAGAAAGACUUCAUCAAAUCUAAUCCCCCAAUUGAAUACAGCCCGGGCCAUAAUAAUGUCCAAUUACCAACCACAGAAUCCCUUCAGGCCAUCUUAGAGAAUAAAUGUGAGGACAAGAUAACCACCAACAAGUCAGCUAGCAACACAUCAAAUCUAUCAGUCAAGAGGCCUAUUAAAAAAAGUAUUGUUCACAGGACUGAAUUCUUAAGGAAUGCCUUCACUAAGGAUACUUUCUUAGACGCAGAAAGUGUAAAUGUUAAAAGUGAUAUCAGCUCAGCGUUGAUGAAUGAAUAUAUGGACACUGGGGAUGGAAAUGACUGUACUUUCAUUGAUUCCAUUGUCAACACUAUUGAAGCAGAAAAUAUGGAUUUCCAGAAAGUCAUCAGUGACCUUGACAAUGAACUUAAUAGAUCACCGCCACCAGCUCCCACACCGGUAAGCUCAUCCGUGUCAUCCACAUCUUUGGCGUCUCCACUCAAGUCUCCACAACUAUCCCUUGCAACCUCAGAGUCAUCAUCUCCUGUUAAAGCAAAGUCAACGCCCCAAGGUUUCAGAAAGAGGCUCAUCCAUAUGAUGAACUCUGAAAAUAGCACGUUUCUACAAGUGGCAUUGCCAGUGUCUCAGGCACAAGCAGCCAUGACCCUGAGCAGUAGUCAGAUUGAUGCACAAGCUUCUGUCUUUCAACCAUCUCCAGAAGUAACUUUAAACAACUGUCAGCCUGAACCAAAGCAAACUUCCUCUACCGGGGAAAUGACUCUACCUUCAAAGCUAAACUUGGACCUAACAAAGUCUCUAAACAAAAGUUCUUCCACUUGUUCAGAGGCCACUCUUUAUAACUUAAAGGAAAACUAUUCUUAUGCUAACAGUUAUCUCCAAAAUAUAGAAGAAGAAGAUUUGGAAUCUCCCAUUCAAAAUAAACAUAGUGUCAGUCUUUUGGAAUCUUCUCUUAACAAACACACCUUAAUGACUGCAAUGGAAGUGUGUGAUAUUGCAGCAAUUAAGACUCAAGACAAAGCUGUGUCAUCACCCCUCAGCAAUUUUUCUCUGAUGACGGACAGAGAUCUAGGAUUGAAAGAUAGCCAGAUUCAAAGCUUUGAUCACAAGAUAUUCAAACGGAAGAAGAAAAUCAAAGUCAGAAAGCUUCCUGUGGCUGAGGUAGAACUUCUGACAUCAAAAAGCAAGAAAUGUGACAGUGAGAACAGUUUGACUAAAGCAAGACAAAGGAAGGUCACUGGUAGUGAUUCUGAAGGUGGAGGAGGAGGCAGACUAAAAAAAUUGUCUGCCGACAGACCUCAGACACAGGCAAAUGUCAGGCCGCCACCCAAGAAACGAGCCAAGAUGGAGCUUGAGCUGAUGAAAGCAGCCAAUGAAGUAAAAACCAAAAAUGUGGACACAAAGAUGCGAGAGCUAGAAAAAUGUUGUGUUAGUGAGAAUGCAAGUGAUGCUUCUACACCAACUUGUGCAGUCCAGGAGAAUGAGCUUACAACGAUUGGGGAAGUUACUUCUGAUAGAAAUAUGACAACAGUUGAUAAAAAACCACCAGAGAACAAAGUUGGACAAAAUCUGAACAAAUCUUCAUUGAGCAGCACUGACCAAAGCAUCAUUGAAAAGGACAACGUAUUUUUAGAAGAGACCAAGCUGACCUCCUUGCUGGAGAGCAAAAUCAAAAAGACCAACUGUAAGAAGCCAAUCACCUGUACUCUUUGCCAGUCUAAGUUCCGUAGGGCACGCCGUGCUGUGAAACAUGUUUUAAACCAUGGUGUCAGCAGCAGUGAAGUGAUGGACAACAUCAGUUUUGGGCAAGGGGAAGAACAGGAAGCCUGCGGUGUGUGUGGCUAUGUCACCAAGGACCAGAGCUACCAUUACAUGCACUACCACAAGUAUUUCAAACAUGGCAUCCCUCUCCCCAUGGGCUGGAAAGCUGACCGCUGUGAGAUCUGUGGGAAGGAGUGCUUCAACAAGUUCCAGCUGAAAGAGCACAUGCACACACACAAGGAGGGUCAAGGCUACAUCUGCUGGAUCUGUGGCCAGAGUUUUAGAUCCAGGAACUGUUUCAACAGCCAUGUGUUCCACAAGCACAACCAAAUACGUAAAUAUAAAUGUAAAGUUUGUGAGAAAUGCUUUAAAACCUGGACACAGUUGAAAGUUCAUGUCAGGUCACACACAGGCGAGCGCCCAUUCUCCUGCACCGAGUGUGAACAUCGCAGUAGCACACAGGGCAACAUGAGGCUCCAUCUCACCACUCAUGGACUUGGCAAGGACAAGAUUCAGGAGCUGAUGGAAAAGAUUGCUAAAAAUGUCACAGAAAUGACACCAGAAUCCCUGGAGCAGAUAAUGGACAACUUGGUUAAAGAGACUUCAGCCAACAAGAAAGUAGACUUGAAGCAACCAGCAUGUAAGAAAACAAAGAGCCAUGCAAAGAGCAGGCAGAGCACUCAGGAGAACAACAAAACCGAUGUGAUAAAAUCCAGGAAAUUGGUUCCCGACCUAAAACCCAAGCCUUUAUUGUUAAAGUUUGAAGGGACUGAACUGAAAAGAAUAUUUACCCAACCUCUAAGUCAAGUGGAGCCACCCAAACUUUUGAGGUCACUGCUGAACAAAACUGUUGCCAAUGGUAAUGACAUCACAGAGGAGGAGAAGAGUAUUAUACAGGUUAACCAGAAUAAUAAAAGUGAGCCUGGUCUUGUUUUGGAUAUGGGCAGUUUAAAGGGCAUGCUGCAGCAGACGCCAGCCUCCUUGCCGCCUUCAACAACUGUAUUCAUUCCAAUGCCAGAUCAAGACCAAGUGCUGCAGCAACAACAGUUUCUUCAGCAUCCAGGAACCACAAAUCAGUCUCUUCUUGGCUACACUGCCAUACCAACUUUCUUUUUGUCUGGUCAGACUGGCUCCCUGGACUCAGGAGGCAGCAUCCUGACCAUUAGUGACUUGACCAGCUCAGGGCUUGGAGUAAUGUCACAGACCAUACAGCUUGUUCAGCCCAAAGGCAUGUCCAGUGUCCAGCUAGGUGGUCAAGAUUUGGUGGCUGAUAAUUUUAUAGGCAACUUUGUUAAUGUCCCUGUGUCAGAAUACACUGUGAUAUCAUCAGGGACAGACAACUGUGAAGGUGAGACUGUCACAUUAGAAUACGACUUUGAAGACCAUGGAGGCGUAGCCAGUGCUGGAAGAGUGCUUGUUGGGGACGACAUUGUUGAUAAUGCAAGGAACGGAGAAAACUUGAGAUUAGCUGGUGCUCCAUCGUUCGGAAACAUUCUCUACCUGGACUGCAACAGCCAAAGUGAUAAAACCUUGAAAGUAGAGAAUUCUGGGAAAGCCGAGGCCAGCUCGCCUGUGUUAGUGGUUGCGAAAAAUUAUCCAGCUUUGAAGUAUUAAAAUGUGAUAAUAUAUAAAUUAACGGCAGACUUUUCUAGUAUCUUUUUUUUUUUUUUUUUUUUUUUUUUUUUUUUUUAGAAUUGCACAAUUUUGAUUAUAUCAUUGACAACUAUAAGUGAGCAUUUCAAUAUUUUGGCUGUGAUUCAAACUUUGGAUGUUGAGGCAUGGCCCUAAUCAGCCAGGAAGACCAAUGACUCAGUUGAGUUUAUGUCUGGAAGUUAAUAUGCAAUAUUAAUCCCUUGUAGUUAAGCUUAAUCUCAGCCAGUUGCAUUUUUAAAACAAUGUGUAUGCAUUUACUUUGUAAUGUAGAUUAUGAAAUCAGUGAGACAGCAUUUACUUUGUACUGUAGAUUUUGAAAUCAAUGAGACAGUAACAUUGCUUUGUUGGUCUAUAUUUUUAUGCAACUUUUCUUUUAUCACAUGGCUGUACUUUUCCUCCUGGGAGAUUAAUCAAAAAUAAUUUGUAGAUAAACAUGGAAAUCCACUUCUAUGCAUUACUUAUGCAAAUUUUAAAAAUCAGUUUUACUUUAUAGAGUUUAUGAAAACUUUUUACACUCUCUAAGCAACUGAACAUUGACGUACAAUAUUAACCCACAAAGAUCAUUGACUGAAAUGUGCAAGACUAUAAAUCAAAUAAGAACAUAAAACUAAAAUGUUAUUUAACCUUGGUUAGGCCAAUAAUAGAAUAUGCAUUCUCUGUUUGGGACCCCUCAACUCAAAAAAACAUUAAGAAACUUGAACAGACACAAAAUAAAGCAGUGAGAUUCAUAACAAACGAAUAUUCACAUUUGACUAGAGUAACACCUUUAGUAAAAUCACUAAAUCUAGAAAUCCUUCAGGAUAGAAGACUUAAUGGGUUGCCUGAGCUAGCCAGGAAAACCAGUGACUUGCCUGAUUUAGGUCAUUGGUUAAUAUGCAUGACUAAAUGCAUGACGCAUAGGACGCAAUCAUCUUCUUUUUUGAAGUAACGUCUGUAUCAUAUAAGAUAAGACUCCAUCAAUAUUUUCCUUUAUUAAUUUUCAUUAAAGAUUGAAUUAUAAUUAGUUUGUUAACUAAUAAAAGCUGUAACUACUCCAAUUAAAUGUUUUGGACAAAAUCAUCAUUAACCCAUUUAUACAUCCAUUAUUAUAAAAGUAAAAAAAGUGAAGUACCCAUUUCAGCCCUUGCAAUCUAUAGGGCAGAUGAUGUAAAGUUCAUCUGUUUUUAUGGCUCACUGAUAACUAGGGUGUCAUGUGGCCAGAACAAUGACCAACUGUCUUGACUUUUUCCCAACUUAUGUCAGGUACUCACUAGAGCUGGGUGGACUCAUGCCCUAAAGUUCCUGAAAUUAAUACCAGUCUUCACCAGGAUUCAAACUCGGGACACCUCAGUUUGGAAGCUAAAGCUUUACCACUCCACCACUGUACAUCCUAUCCAGUAUUGGAGUGUUGUAUACUCUACAAUUGUUUAGCUGAAUUUGAAGAAGGUCGAGAUUGUUUUUUUAAAAGAAAGAAAAAAAAUGUUCUUGUCUUAAGAGGGUAGUCCUUAUUAAUUUUUGUAUAAUGUAUAAUUAAUGAAGACCAGUGAAUUAUGAAAAAAAAAAUAUGAGCUAUAGGUCAUUCAAAAGGUUGUCCAUUCUUGUAUAUUACCAAAGUCUUUCAUUUUUAUUAUUAUAAUGGUAUUACAAUCUAGGUCUAAAUUAUGAAUUAUUUCCCUUUGGUCCUAGUAAAAAAUACACACCAAAAUAAUAUUUUUAAUAUUGGAAACCAAUGAGAACAUUGAGAUGUUUCCUUUAACAUUAAGAAACAUUUCAUGCAUUUAAUAUUUAAAUGUCUUUAUAAUUCUUUUUUUUUUUUUGUAUUGUCCUUCCCUUAAACAUGUUUUGUCAAGGAUUGCUUCCCUUGCAAAAUAAGGCAGCAUAAUAAUUAUGAUAACCAGAGUGUAUUCUGCUUAUAGAGUUUAUUUUUUGUCGUUGAUGUCAGAUUGGGCUCAUUUGAUAUUUUUUAUUCAGUUUUGAUUCAUUAUAUAUCAUCACAGAGUAUUAUGGCUUGGUACAGAAAUACUUAUUAGAAACAAGGCAAGUGUAUUAUGUUUUUUAUGUCUCCACAUUUUGUUCAUUUAUAAUUGUAUGGUAAACCUAUUGGGGUAGAUAGGCUGAAAGUGUUGUUAAAGAUGGCUGUAGGUAACAUUUUUAAAAUAAAAUUUGGUUUAUGUGUUUUGUAAAGCUCAGAUUUCAUGCUUGUCGCAUGUUAUGGUCCAGUGGACCAGUGUGUGUGUGUAUGGGGUAUCUGGGAGUAGGUUUUAGUGCUGCCUUAAGGCAAAAAAACAGCAAACACAACUCUGCUCAAGUCUGCUUUUCAACUUGAGUCCCCUCGAUAGCGGUUUAAGCCUCUCCUCCAUACAUCCCACUUGUAUUGUAAAAUUUACACAGGCUGCUAAUGUUGCUCUCAAGACCUCAGUUCAGUAUUGUGAACAAUAUACUUAACUAUUUUACUGCCAAUAAUUUGUAAAUAUCAUGGUAUUUGUCUAUUUCUAAUUGAUGUAAAUAUGUUACAAGGUGUUACAAGAUAUUGUCUGUUGUGAUACAAAGGUGCUUAAAGAUUAAUGCCUCAAUGCAUUUAGAUCAGUGAUGCCCAACCUAAUUCGACCCGGGGGCCAUUUUAAUUUCCAACAUUUGUCUCGCGGGGCACAUGGGCAAAAAGUUACAAAAAUAAAAUGAAAUCUUUAUGACACUAUUUAGGAUUUGAUACUUAACUAAUAGGUUUUUAGACAAUUAUAUAUUUUUUACUUAUCAGAAAACAUCUUCGUUUCUCUACUUUAUAUGAGCAACUGUGUCAGCACCUUUACCACCGACUCAUUUUGUGGUCUCUUUUUGGUAAAUAUUCCCAUGGAUCCUCCAACCUCUAGGCGUAGUUUAACAAUCUUUUAUUUGCGACUCAAACCAAAAAUGCCGCCAAUGCUGUUUUUAUGUUGUUGUUUUAGAAGACAGCCACACUUUCUUUAUGCAAUAAAUAUAUUGGUUUAUUAUACAAAAAAAAAAAAAAAAAAAGUAAAGAUAUGUUCACUUUUCCUGGUAGAUUCUACAUUUAGAGUCCAAUUUUAUAAACACACAAAUGUUAAAAUCAUGAUACCAACCCGUCAUAGAAAAAGUGAAGGCCCAAACGUAGGUAAAGAUACAUUUUUUCAACCUUUUUUUUGUUUAGGAGGAUUUCUACACUUUGUGCCGACGUUUCGGCGGGCCGGAUGAAACCACGUUGCGGGCCGUAUUUUGGGCAUCACUGAUGCAGUCAGGGCCGGAUUUAAGUAACUGGAGGCCCACACACUUUUUCAAAAUCUUUAACAAAAAUCCACGUAUUAAUAAUAAUUUGUAUUUCUUAAAGCAAGCAAUAUUUUAGAACAGUGUUUCCCAAAUUGGAUACGCAUACCCCCAGAGGUACGGAAAGACUUUGGUGGGGGGCGCGGGGGGGGGUUACAUGUUGCACGUCAGUAACUAUGCUGAUUUUUUUAAAAUACCAAUUUAUUAUGUUCCUUCUUCUCAUAGAUGCAAGGCGAGGGGUUCUCAAAAAUGAUAAAAGGGUACACUUUAGACAAAAGUUUUGGGAAUCACUGUUUUAGAAGAAAGAAAUGGAGAACUUAAAAUUCAAUCUCAUUUUCCUUCUUUUUUUUUUUUAACAAGAAAUAUGUUUACUAUGCAUAUUUUAGUUACCAAAAUAAUUACAUUUUUUAGUGUGUGGAGGGUAAGGUCCUGGGUUUAUGCCCAGCCAUAGAUUUAAAGCUGCUACAGUUGGACACCUCUUAACCACGACAGUGUUGACAACCAUAAAAUUUCAAGUAUUGUCGGUAAAAAUUUUUAAAAAGUUUGAAAAUAAAAACUUAAGCUUCUCAUCUGUGGAAAUGGGGAUAUUGUUUGUUUAUCUUUAUAGUAGGGGCUCCCUCUCUUAUAGAGUGUCCUUGGCAGCAGCCCUUAAAUCUGGCCCUGUAUGCAAUGGUAUUUUAAAACUUGUAAACAAGGCUGUGAUAUUAAACUUAUAGAACAGAGUUUGUAGGUUUUAUUGUGAAUGAAAGACGUGUGUGUGUGUGGUUUCCUAUAUGUGUGUGUGACAUAUUGAUGUCUAUACCAACAUUAAAUCAUCUUGUAAACAA
Biomphalaria glabrata is the source of this 11862-nucleotide messenger RNA. RefSeq lists its product as uncharacterized. The record is from RefSeq and is a predicted model, not a curated record. The transcript has 14 exons. Gene Ontology annotation, molecular function: protein binding. Lineage: Eukaryota; Metazoa; Mollusca; Gastropoda; Planorbidae. Bases 170 to 7741 code for a protein of 2523 amino acids.